AUGGCAAUAUCAUUAGGUUCAAGGCACGCCGCGGAUGAAGAAGCUCGUGCAGAGGUGGAAGUCCUCAACUCAAGGCUCGAAAAGACUAGUCAAUUGACCAAGAAGAUACAAGCGUCGCUGGGUCGUCUGGAGGCUUCCGGUAAAAGUGUCCAAGAUGCUGUUGGGCCUCUUUAUGGAAACACCCAAAAACUACAGAUUAUUGGCACCAAUAUCGAUGGUAUCCUAACCGCAAUUGACCGGAUCCGCCAACCAUCAGACAUCAAGAGCAAUGAAGAAGAAAUCAUCAGGAGAGGGCCAGAAAAGGCCGGACUGUCUGCGUUCCUAGGCUCGGUAAAGCGUGUCAGUCAAGCUCUGGCUCAGAUGCAGCAGACGAAUCUACGAUCGAACCAACAGGCUGCUGCUGAUCUUAGCAGGUUGAUGAAAGCUGGAAACACACAAUUGGAAGGCCAUUUCCAGCGACUGCUUCAGGAGGACUCUCAGAAAGUGGAACCAUUGUAUUUCAUUACAAAAGACAAGCCGUUCCCCAUGCUUUCCCAGGACAAAACAACUAGGCUAGGUCUCAUCAGCUCGCAUAUUGCGGCAGUGUCACGGCAGAAUCGAACCGGAGAUUCUCCAAUUUUGCAGGCCUAUGCCAAUGUUCGAGGUCCUUAUCUCACCCAGACCUUGCAAAAUCUAGCAUCAGCGUCUGUCAAUACUGCAAGGAAAACGAAUGCGGAUGCGAUUUAUCGACGAGGCACCAACGGAAUGGCAACAUACGCGAAAGGAAUGGAGGGUGCAUUUUUAGCUGAAUACGAUAAUAUAUGCGCUCUUUUCUCGCGAGAUGAGUGGAAGAAAGUGUUUAAUCUAACUUGCCAGGGCGCCAUUUCCGAACUCGCAAGAACAAUCCGGGAACUCAAUACACACAUCAAAAACAAUCUUCCGACAGAUUGCUUUUUAGCUUAUGAGAUCGUUGAAGUUAUUUCUACGUUAUCCUCCGAUUUAGAGACCAGGACAGGAGAGUUAAAGCCAUCCUUCGCUGCCGCGUUGAAGCCGGUUAAGGAAACCGCCAAAGCAUCAUUGGGAGAACUCCUGGAAGACACGCGGCGUCGCAUCAACGCAUUACAAACUCUUCCCCAAGACGGGGCUCCUGUCCCAAUCACCACGGAGACCGUGACGAGACUUCAGACCAUGGUCGAGUUCUUGCGUCCUAUCACUGGCAUCAUGAUUUCUGUAGGAGACGGAGGCUGGCGAACGAAUAUAUCAGCCGCCAGUUCUUCUGACCAAAUUCCAACAUUGAAAUCUUUCGACGUUUCAGCAGACGGCAAACUCAUAUUCGCUAAGUAUUGUAUCGAUACCAUCGACACUCUUUUCAAUACUCUCGAGGUCAAAGCAAAGCCUCUGCUCAGAGGAAGACCAGUCUUUGGGAUUUUUCUUGCAAACAACGCAGUGGUCGUAGACCGUAUGAUCCGCAACUCCGACCUCGCACCCAUGCUUCAGGGCCGCUUGCCAUCGAUUGAGAAGUGGGUCAAGCAGGGCGAGAAAUUCUACACCACACCAUGGGCAGAAGUAUCUCGGAACCUGAUGGACGUAACCUAUACAAAUCGUACCUCCCAACGCCCGCCUUCUGGGUCAGCUGCUGCCAUUGACUCUGCUGCUGUUCUCAAAGGCAUGUCCAGUAAAGAAAAAGAUGUCAUAAAGGAGAAAUUCCGCAUUUUUAAUACUACAUUUGAUGAUUUGGUCGCGAAACAUAAGAGCACUCAUAUGGAAAGGGAGAUUAGGGAGAUUAUGGGAACACAAAUACGGCAGAUGAUCGAGCCGUUAUACUCGAGGUUCUGGGAUAGAUAUCAUGAGGUAGACAAGGGUAAAGGAAAGUAUGUCAAAUACGAUAAGAGUAGUAUUUCAGCGGUAUUUUUAAGUAUGGCAUAG
Messenger RNA from Glarea lozoyensis ATCC 20868, 1905 nucleotides. Its product is annotated as Cullin repeat-like protein. Bases 1 to 1905 code for a protein of 634 amino acids. The transcript is spliced from 3 exons. The record is from RefSeq and is a predicted model, not a curated record. Lineage: Eukaryota; Fungi; Ascomycota; Leotiomycetes; Helotiales; Helotiaceae. Gene Ontology annotation, molecular function: phosphatidylinositol-4,5-bisphosphate binding. Gene Ontology annotation, cellular component: exocyst. Gene Ontology annotation, biological process: exocytosis.